CAGAUUGGCAUGCCAUUUAUAUCACAGUCGAUAAUUUGCAUGAUUCGUUUCAGGUCUCUAAACUGGUAAAAUAUAUAGUCUUGAGAUUUGCAAAUUUGGCUGAUACGGGCUGAUUAUAUGUUGUUAGAAAGUCAGUAUUUACCUAAUAUUCACAGUUAGCUUAAUGCAGGAAGAGGAAGAAGAAUUCGUCUCGGAUCUUACAGAACAAGGCGUCCCUACAGCUGAAGUGAUGGAAGAUGUGGAAGCUUAUUUGAAGAAAGAAGGUAAUAUCAGCAUAGAGGAAGGCAUCAGACGUUUAGAAGCAAUUUAUAGAAAGUACAAGCAGGUCGAACAACAACUAACUGAGCAAAAAUUACGAUUACUUUCGAAGCUUCCGGAUUUGAAAAAGUCAGUCGAAGUUGUUAAUCAUCUGGAAGAGAAAUCGAAAAAAAUGGAAACUGUGGAAGUGACACAUCUAUUAAGUGAUCAUGUUUACCAACGGGUGAAAACAGAUUCACUUGAUAAGGUGCUUCUGUGGCUUGGUUCUAAUGUUAUGGUGGAAUUCAAUCUAAGCGAAGCGCGAUGCAUACUUGAAGAUAAUUAUAAAAGUGCAAACGAUGGAGUGGCGAAAUACGAGAAAGAGUUAGCAUUUCUCAAGGAUCAGAUAACGACAACGGAAGUCAAUAUGGCUCAUGUUUACAACUACGGUAUUCGACAAAGAGCAGGUCGAUAACAUUUUGCACAGUUUGCUAUUCAUUCUACACAUUACAUCCAUGUGGACUUCACUCAGAUAUUGUUGCUUUGGAAUUGAAGUUUUUUUUGCGUGCAAUAUCUGCAGAACAGCCCUAAAUGUUUUACAGCUAAAUAACACUACCCAUUAAAGAAAAUAUAUUCCGCAAUUGUGUUUGUUCCAGCCUCUUACUGUUAACUUUACUUUUGCAUGCAAUUUCUAAUCAUGUUUCUAUCUAUAUAAACUUUUUUGCG
Molecule: messenger RNA, 963 nt
Organism: Loa loa (African eye worm)
Lineage: Eukaryota; Metazoa; Nematoda; Chromadorea; Rhabditida; Onchocercidae
Exons: 7
Coding region: 164-712 (182 amino acids)
Biological process (GO): protein folding; microtubule-based process; tubulin complex assembly
Cellular component (GO): prefoldin complex; cytoplasm
Molecular function (GO): tubulin binding
Source: RefSeq, a predicted model, not a curated record